This is a messenger RNA of Pomacea canaliculata, 1840 nucleotides long. Its product is annotated as UDP-glucuronosyltransferase 2B7-like. NCBI's taxonomy places the organism in Eukaryota, Metazoa, Mollusca, Gastropoda, Architaenioglossa, Ampullariidae. The transcript is spliced from 2 exons. Bases 64 to 1584 code for a protein of 506 amino acids. Gene Ontology annotation, molecular function: UDP-glycosyltransferase activity. The record is from RefSeq and is a predicted model, not a curated record.
CUCAAUGAAGCCUACAUCUGUCGACAGAUUGACGAGGACCAAAAGCGCAUCGAAAACCUAAAGAUGCGACAACUCCUGCUUUGGACAGCUGUGUGCUGCCUCGUGUUGCUGCCCCUGUGUGUGGGGGGUAAGAGAGUUGUCUUCAUGCCCUCGCCCUUCACCAGCAACACCAACUACCACACGAACGUAGCGCGGACCCUCGCUCGGCAAGGUCACGAGGUGUGGUUGACCAUGCCCGACUACAUCGUCAACAGGCGGGUGUUGGACACGACUAACUUGACUGUCAUCGAGUACAAGACAUUGAAAAACUUUGAGGAGAUUAUGACGGCCGCUUUCCCCGGCAACUAUUUUAAAGGAUUGUCUGAGGAUUUUAGUGUGCUUAUGUCUAUUGCCUUACAAUUUUGUGAUACUCUUCUUACGAACGUUUCUUUCUUCCAUAAGGUUAAAGAACUGCGUCCAGAUCUUUUCGUUUUCGACAAUUCUCGGUUCAUACACAUGAUGACGAUAAUAUCAUAUAGACUUGGGGUGCCUUUUGCCUUUCUUGGAACAUUUUACGACCCGAGCUACCAGCGAAUUCCAUUUCAACCUUGCAACAUACCAGUGAUAAUUUUUAGCUACAACCAUCAUAUGAGUUUUCUUCAGCGAGUUUUAACCAUUGCAAUUCAUGUUUUUUCUUCUGUGGUGCACGGGUUUUCCUACAAAGACGCAGUCAGUCGCUAUGCACCAGAAAUGCCUUUCCUUACUAUAGACAUGCUUGUAGCAAGAGCUGAGAUCUGGUUGGUUGAGACGGACCACAUCCUAGACUACCCGAGACCAUCGAUGCCCAAUGUCAAACUAAUUGGAGGAACAGUUACAGGUCCUGGUAAACCAUUGCCACCGCAGUUUAAAUCUUUUAUGGAUGAUGCAAAAGAAGGAGUUGUUAUCGUAUCGUUUGGUAGUUAUGUCCUUAGUCCACCAGAACCAAUUACACAAAAAAUCAUCAGUGUGUUGCAGGAUUUACCUUUUAAAUCCGUUUUCCGCUCCAACAUUUUGUCACCAAACUCAAAGAAGAUCCUGACGUCGUCAUGGAUACCUCAGAAUGACCUGCUGGCUCACCCCAACACUCGCGUGUUUGUCAGCCAUUGCGGUAAGAACGGUCAGUACGAGGCUCUGUUCCACGCCGUGCCAGUUGUUUGUACGCCGCUCUUUGCUGACCAGUUCUACAACGCUGAGCGCAUGCGCGUAAAGGGCAUGGCAGAGACUGUCGACCUCAACACCGUCAGUACACACGAGCUGCACUCCACCAUUCUCAAAGUGGCCACCAACACGAGCUACAAGCAGGCCAUCACCAAAGCCUCGGAACUGUUUAAAAUCGAAUUCGGUGUUCCUGUGGAGAAAGCGGCUUACUGGCUUGAUCACGUGAUGAAAUAUGGCGGCCGUCACCUUCGCUCGUCAGGACAUGAAGUUCCUUUCUUACAAUUUUCUUGCUUGGAUGUUUAUGCUUUUUUGUUAGCGUGUGUGCUGUUGAUACUGAUGAUAUCAGUAUGUUUGGUCUACGUUGCAUUCAACUGCUGUCGCUCGAAAUCAAAGGCAAAAUCAGAAUAAAAGUUAGUGAACACGAUUUAAAAAAAAUCAAAAUUACUCAAACGACUUUGAUGGUUUUCUACACUUACACAACUGAAUAAACACGGGCAAAAGAGUUUGCUCCAAUUUUUCAGUUAGGCUUAACUGAUCAGAUGAAAAAUUAUUUGUUCUCCAAUCUAUCUAUCUAUCUAUUCCUCUUUGUGCAUCAAGUUGUACAUAAGGCCUCAACCAGAGUCCGCCACUGAUGUCGCUCGGCUGAAACCCGCUCUAGGUGACC